Messenger RNA from Ophidiomyces ophidiicola, 1056 nucleotides. RefSeq names its product decapping endonuclease targeting mRNA (gene RAI1). Gene Ontology annotation, biological process: NAD-cap decapping; nuclear-transcribed mRNA catabolic process. The transcript is spliced from 7 exons. Gene Ontology annotation, molecular function: mRNA 5'-diphosphatase activity. Gene Ontology annotation, cellular component: nucleus; cytosol. The record is from RefSeq and is a predicted model, not a curated record. Bases 1 to 1056 code for a protein of 351 amino acids. Lineage: Eukaryota; Fungi; Ascomycota; Eurotiomycetes; Onygenales; Onygenaceae.
AUGAAUUCCCACAUUUUUGAAAUUCAACCCUCGCAUAGGUUCGCCGGCUCCAACGCUGCAGAGAUUGCAUAUUUUUCUUAUGAUGACGAGCAUAAUUUUCGUCUCGACGAAUCAUCUCUUCGAUAUUAUUAUCCUCCAAGGCUUCCUACCGACCUAAAUGGAGGGUUCGAAAGUUUUGAAAAGCUAGAUGAUUCUCAAGAUGAACAUCUGGAUGCAUUGUUAGAUACCAUUAUUGACCUUGAGCAAAGGACGAAUGCAAAAUGCGAAGGGGAUGUAAUUACAUGGAGGGGUAUGAUGACCAAGUCAUUGGAAGUUUCCUUAAAUGCAUACGAUGAAUUUAUCGAAGAAAACAAUGAGUAUAAAAACAACCAGAAACAGGUACAGAAAGGGCAAAGAAUGCCACCUGGUGCCCCGUCCCAGGAAUUGAUGAUGUAUUGGGGAUAUAAAUUUGAAGCAUUGUCCCUCAUCGACCAGCCAUGGGAUAAGACGUCUCGCGAAACAAUUGAGUCCCGUGAAGAAAAGGUAGUAAAUAAUAGCUCUCAAUACUGUUCCGUUGUUCGUACAGGAAUAGGAAAUAACAAGUUAAUUCUUGGCGGAGAGGUUGAUGCAGUAUGGGAUUGUAAACCCGAACGGAAAGAGGACCCUAUUAACUGGGUUGAAUUAAAAACAACUGCAGAGAUUCGGAGUGACAGAGAUAUCUUGAAGUACGAGCGGAAGUUGUUAAAGUUCUGGGCUCAAUCGUUCCUCCUUGGGGUCCCAAAAAUAAUCGUCGGAUUUCGAGAUGAGCACGGAAUUCUACGCCGACUCGAGGAGAUGACCACCCACGAGAUACCAGGGUCCGUUAAGAGACAUGGAAGAAAUUCUUGGGAUGGCAACAUAUGCAUCAAUUUUACCGCUCAAUUACUAGAUUGGUUACGGAAUAUAAUUAGCACAGAAGGUGUAUGGAGGAUUAGGAAGAGAGAGAAGGCACCGGUUAUUGAAGUGUUCAAACUCGAAGACACAGGUUAUGGAGGAAUUCUGUCGGAUGCGUUCAUGAAUUGGCGAUCUCAAAAAUAA